ACAGAAAGUCCUAUGCGCUUCAACACCCCCACACAAUACCUACCACCUCUUUCAAUGUCUCUGAAAUCCUAAUACACUCACUAAACUUUCACUCAGCUCAAAACCAGCAGAGUCUUCUGCCUUCCUCGAGUUUGAUCAGCCUUCAAGCUUAUCAGUCGAGCUCGCUUCUGAUGACCAGUGUCGACUCAACAUUGGCUCAGCUUCGGCUAUAAAACCAAAACCGUUCCUCUGUCUGGUGUUCCACAGAUACGGCAAAAACAAAAUUAGACACCAAAACUAUAGCUUCGAUUUAAUUUAACCGUUUGACGUCCUUUGCUAUCUUUUCCCGUUUGACGGCUUGGUUAUUCAGCGAAACGGGCGCCGCAACUAGAAUCACUUGACGUCUCAGUUACUGGAAUAGGGGCCCCCUUCUACCCAGAGGCAAGAGACGACACAAAUAACCACCUUAUAACAAAACAACGCAUCUAAAAACUAGCCCAAACAAAGAAAUCAAUGUUCUCUGAAGAAAUAAUGAACUAACGCGCUAACAGUUCUUAACCAAAACGAAGACCAUUUAUAUGGAAAUCUGACCGAAACGACAAAACUUUGUGCGCUGCCCUUCAACAAGGCAACUACAACAACAAAAACUGACAGCAACUAGUAGUUUAAAUUGAGUUUAAAAUACUCAAACUUUAAAAUCUGGUAAAAUUUCUCACUGUUUGCUUGAAAAUACAUAAAGAUAAAGUAAUAUGCAAACGUUGUAAAAUUUAAGUAGAUUUAUCUUUAUGUAUUUCAAAUAAAACCCAAUUACCUCAGGAUUACUUUAUAGUGGUUAAAAAAGCUGUAGACUAAAAGUUGUAUUUUAUUGUAGAUAUUUUAUUUUCUCCUUCUAAGAUACAUUUGAAUCCUUUCUGGGUUUUACUAAUAAAUACCGACUUCAAGAAGAGAGCAACUUCCGUUCUGCUGGAAAAUGUACCCUGAAUUAAAAUAAACGAUUGCAUUAAAAUCGGGUAAAAUAACAAAUUUGCAUUUUAGCCUUAAGCCCUGUUACAGUGACAACAAUGUUUUGGUUGGCAACAUGAAUACAUAAAACAAAUGUCCACGAUCUGUCUUUUUAAAUCAGUACAUUAUCUGGUGAAACCUCGAGUCCUUCACUUGAAAGACAGAGAGAAUAACUCUUAUUCUUAUUGUACAGGGGACGUUUGUACCAAUGUUGUAUAAUUCUUCCUGGCUGCCAAACCAUUGUGAACAGCUAUUAUAAACAAACCAGUCUGAAAGCUACUAUUAAGCAACCUGAUAAAGAAGUCUGAAAUGACCGUUUAGCCCUCCAAAUUUACUGGGUGAGACAACUUGGGUUUUGUAAUAUUCCAGCCAAACGAACUUAACAGGCAAAUUCAAACCAUUAUUUUCUAGGAAAACCUAUCCAUAAUAGUGAAUUGCAAAAUUUUCCUGUCCUGUUUCAAAUUGACACCGUCGUGCAACACAAGACCGCCCUCUGCUGAGACGUAAAGUCCGAACUUAAGCUCUUAUAUUUUUCUCAACUCAUCAUAUUGGACUGACUGAAAAUAUAUCCUUCAUGUUAGUAGAUGAAUAUUUGUUUGCUUUGAUUAUCUCACCAUUCACACGUAAAAAAGGAUCUGGUAGAAAAAUAAUCGUUUCCUGGUAGACGCAUUUUCUUCCAUGAAAAUUCUCAGGCUCAUAUUUUUCUAAAACUGGCCAAAAUUUUGGGCAUUACACUGAUCUCUUCAUUAUUGUAUUUAAUUUUACAACCAAAUUGACAGUUUUCCACGGCAAUUUAAAUUUGAUUUCCGCGAUUACUUUUGCAAAAACCAACUGAGCCGUAACAUUGAAUGGAAAAUCUAAAUAUACUUCUAAUAUGACCUGGCUAGCUCUCUUUGAAUUAUUAUUUAUGAUUCCACUUCAUUUUUAUUAAUUCCAUGAAGGCCCACUCUGGAUAAGCCUAACAGGUUCCAGAUUGACUGGAUUAGAGGCUAAAGUUGGUUUCCAUUCUAUUCAAGCGCGUUUCCAUUGAUAUUACGAACCAUGUGUGUUAGCUAACUGCCUUGAAGUUCUGACGAAAAAUUUGAACUAACGGUCUCAAAAAGCUAAUUUUGAAGAAAGUAUUUUAAACACAUUUACUAUUUUUGUGUGAAAAGAUACAGGCGAAAAAGAAGUCAAAAAUUCUACGUUUCGUCAGAAUGUUCGAAAAAUAUCUACUGGACUGAAUCAAUAAAACGUGCACAUUUGAGUCUAGUUUUACAUCUUUGGUAAAUGUAACUUUUCUUGGCCAUUACAAGCUUCUACUUUAGUAGCAAAGUUUUAUUAAUUUUCUAAAAUACUCAAUUCUUUAAUCAACUUAAUAUCUGAAUAAUGUUAUGGUAGUAUAUAAUACCUGUCGCCGAUUUAAAGAGCUAAAUACUGGAUAACUGGAGCGUAAAUUAUUGAUCACGAUUGAAAUUCAUUGGAUAUCAAUUAUUUAUUUGUGUGGAUAUUGGUGUAUACAACGAUGCAUCAGUUCAAAUGCGUAGUGGUCGGAGAUGGGUUUGUUGGGAAGACUUCAAUGCUCAUCGCCUACACGAGGAAUUACUUUGAUCCAUCAUAUACACCCACGGUUUUCGAGAACCACAAUGCGAACAUCUUGGUCAAUGGCAUCCCCUACAUUCUACAGUUGUGGGACACCGCAGGCCAAGAAGACUACGACAGACUACGACCCCUCUCAUAUCCCAUGACUCAUAUUUUCCUCAUGUGUUUCUCAUUCGAUCGAAUGGACACUGUGGCCAACCUCAAAUCAAAAUGGGAGCCCGAAGUUAAACAUCACUGCCCUAACACUCCAAUUUUAUUGAUCGGCACCAAAUUAGACCUCAAGAAGACAAAUAAAGAGGAAAUUAAAAAAUCAAGUUCUAUUGUCACAACAAAAACGGGCAAAGCUUUGGAAAAGUCCAUAGGAGCAUGUGGCUACGUUGAAUGUUCGGCCAAGACAAAAGAAGGAAUCACUCUCGUAUUUGAGAAGGCAGUCACAUCUUGCAUUAGCAAAACCAUAACACCAAAAAAAAGGCCUUGCAGAAUUCUAUGAACAUGUCAUAAUUAUAAUUUCAUAAUUGCUUCAAUUCCUAAUUUGUACGUAUCAAUACUUAGCAGCAAUCAAUUAAACGUUUACAUAGCAGCUUGUUUUUCAUCCAACCAAGAGGAACUCAUUUCUUAACAUUUAACAAAACUGCUCGUAUCAGGGCCAAGCCCUGAAUGUUCCAACUACAUUUUAACAUCAAUGGAGCAGUGUUCGCAUUAAAAGACUUGAUGAAUUUUUCAAAAACAAAAAUUGAGAUUUUUAAUCCUAGCCCCACACGCCGCAGUAAGUACAAAGUGAUAAAUUUCGCUCCUAAUAACGAAAAAAUUAUGACGAAUAGCCCUGCUUCAACCAAUUAGGAACGAUUUCUAAGACGGAUUAUAUCUUCGCUUACACUUUAAUAGCCUGAACUAUAUGGCGCGUUAAUUGUACCAAAUUGGCAAUUUUUACACCACCAUAACUUUACAAAAAUUGAUCACAGGUGGAAUAUAAUUUUUUAAUUUGAG
This is a messenger RNA of Symsagittifera roscoffensis, 3549 nucleotides long. RefSeq names its product ras-related protein Rac1-like. The transcript is spliced from 6 exons. Bases 2486 to 3052 code for a protein of 188 amino acids. Lineage: Eukaryota; Metazoa; Xenacoelomorpha; Acoela; Convolutidae. The record is from RefSeq and is a predicted model, not a curated record. Gene Ontology annotation, molecular function: GTPase activity; GTP binding. Gene Ontology annotation, biological process: small GTPase-mediated signal transduction.